UAAAUUGUGUAAUUUGGAAGGGGGUGCGGAUUAAGUUUAUGGCGGUGGAAAAAGAAAUUCCCGGCUACUUACUUUCUUUUGCUCUUCGAAAUUGAAGUUUGGUUGCAGUUCGCAAAUCUUGAAGCCAUGGAAGAAACCAGGGAUCCUCCUAUCAGGAUUAUGAAAUUUGUCUCUGAAGAGCAAUUGGAUGAAGCGAAAAGAACAAGGGGUGAACGAGUUGAAGACGGCACUGCCCAGAGAGAUAGACCUCUCUACGAUAUUCUGAAGGAGAACAAGGAUAAAAAGGAUGCGGAAUUCAAUGAAAGGUUCAAGCACAGACCACCUAAAGCUUUAGACGAAGACGAAACUGAGUUUCUUGAUAAUUAUGAAGCAACAAGAAGGGAAUAUGAACGACAAGUGGCAGACGAGGAAGCCCAACAAAUCCGAAGCUUUCAGGCAGCAGUGGCAGCACAGUCCAACAUUGUGCAUGAAAUUAAGGAAAAAAACCCUUUACCUGUCGUCCAGGAACAAAAAUCUGCUGUAAAGAAGAAUCCAGCCUCUCGUCCAUUAGGCAUGAUUAUUAAAGUCAAACCCCAAGCUAAAAAAGCAAGACUGGAUGAAGAAAAUACUGAGGAAAUUUCAAAAGCAGGAAACACUCCUCCGAAUGAUAAGACCAAGUCUUCGGAACCAAUACAGGCAUUGAAUGGCGAAGCUAAUAAGUCGCGGGAAGUUGCCCUAACUGGCCUUGUUUCAUACAGUGACGAAAGUGACGACGACUUGUAAUUUGAUACAUAUAUUCAAAGAAUUUUCGUGAUUUCUAUUACUUUUUGUAUGUGGCCUUUAUUUUCC
This is a messenger RNA of Vigna radiata var. radiata (mung bean), 828 nucleotides long. Its product is annotated as protein FAM192A. Gene Ontology annotation, cellular component: nucleus. The transcript has 7 exons. NCBI's taxonomy places the organism in Eukaryota, Viridiplantae, Streptophyta, Magnoliopsida, Fabales, Fabaceae. The coding region runs from base 127 to 762 and encodes 211 amino acids. The record is from RefSeq and is a predicted model, not a curated record.